CAGUGUAGCUCUGUCUGUUCAACUAGAAAGAUCGAUGACGAUUUAUUCGGAUUUGUUCAUAGUAACGUGAAACUCUAUUAGAAAAAUUCGAGGUAUGAUUUUGACGGAAUUGUUUUUUAAGUUUCGAAAAUUUGUGGAUGUUCGAAUUUGGUAAUCGAAUGUGAUAGUGGGAAAUAUACGGGAAUAUGUAUUAUAUUAUUGCACGUAUCCCGAAUAUAAGCAUUUCAACAAUUCUAAAUUAAAUUUUCUUCUUCUGUUUCAAUUAUUAUUUCUACAUAACCGUAAAUUUUACGUUUAAUAAAAAACAAACAUUCAAUAAAAUACGAUCGAGUCAAUUGGUGGUUAAAGAAAAAUGUCCGAUAGCGAAGAAGAUUCGGUCAGUGGCAUCGAUUGGCCCGUAAAAGAUGAAUGGCUUCGAGCCGUCGUCAAACAACACCACAAAGAUAUAUUGGAUCCAACUAUAACCGUUCUAGAUCAUUCGAUACGGCCGGGUUGCGAAAGCGGCGAAAGUGUCCUUAGCGAUAUUUUAGCUGUCGCCGUUCAAUACAAAUUGAGGGAAGAAGCCGCCGGAACGACGCACACCGUAUGUUUCAUAAUAAAACUUUUGCCGCAAGAUCCGUUCAGUAGAUUUUUCGUUACCGAAGCCCAAUUCGAUCUUAGGGAAAUCAAAUUUUACACGCAAGUGGUGCCGGAUUUAGAAGAAUUUAGAUUGAAUGCGGCCAACGGCGAAGACGUCCGACUUCCGAUACCGAAAUGUUAUUACGCACAUUAUACGGCAGGAACGAACGAUCCGGAACCGACGCCGCCGGAAUCCGUCCUGAUAUUGGAAAAUAUAAAAAAAUUGGGUUACAGGAGCGCCGAUUUCGCCAGAGGUUUAACGCUACGCCAAACGAAAGCGGCCGUGGAAGCGAUAGCGCGCGUGCACGCCUUGUCGCUAUGCACAAAAAUCAAAGAAGGAAAAUCGAUAACGGAACGCUACCCCUUCCUAUUCCAAACGAACAGGGCGUCCGAUUCGUACCAACAAUUAGUGGAACGCGGUCUACCUCAACUGGCCCGAUUUUUGGAGCGGAGGGCAGGUCUGGAGGAAGUUCUGGCGGCUCUGGACCGUCUCCGAUGCCGCACCAAGGAUAUAAUCGAGAAGCUGUUGGCGCCGGAAGAACCGAUAGCGCUGAUAACGCACACGGAUUUUUGGUGCAACAAUUUGAUGUUCAGAGGCGGCGAAGAGAAUUGCGAAUGCGCCAUACUCGAUUGGCAAAUGGUGACUUACAGUAGACCGACCAACGAUUUGGCUUUGUUGUUGAACAGCAGCGUGCCGGCCGAACUCCGCAGACUCCACACCGGAUCCCUGUUGGACGGCUAUUGGAGUUGUUUGACGGAAAAUUGCGGGAAAUUGAAGCUCGACGUCGAAACCGAAUUGGGAUACGACAGAAAGAAACUCGACGGGGAUUUCAGGAAAUCGCAAUUGUUGGCUCUGUUGCUGUGUAUCGGUUCGGUGGAUCUGGCGAUCGGUAACGCGCAAAUGGAGGAACGUUUGUUGGAAUUGCUCAGAGAUUUGUUCGACGAGGGUUUGCUGGACGCGGACGUGGCGUUAAAAGCUCAACAUUAAGUGAUAUAUAUUUAUAUAUAUGAAGAAAAAAAAAAAAAAAAAAUUUCGUCUUAUAUUUAAUGUAAUUCGUGGAUUGCUUAUUAAACUAUUUCAUUCGUACCGAA
Molecule: messenger RNA, 1710 nt
Organism: Diorhabda sublineata
Lineage: Eukaryota; Metazoa; Arthropoda; Insecta; Coleoptera; Chrysomelidae
Exons: 5
Coding region: 353-1606 (417 amino acids)
Source: RefSeq, a predicted model, not a curated record